AUGGUGUCAAUUCAAACAAUUCGGGAACAGUUUGAUGAACUAGGUAUAGAACCAUCGGAUGAAGUUAUAAAUAAAUGUAUCGAAAUAUGUAACAACAACGAUAUUACCGAUCCGAUCGAGUUUGUAGAACAAUGGAUGGCGUACAGCGUAUCGAAAUUAAGUGGUGCCGAACCAACGGUUUCUUAUCUGAGCGAAAUGGAAGCCCACGAGUACACAAGUAAGGUACGAAAAGCUAAGAAGAUGUCUACCAUUGCUGCAGCAGCCGGCAACGUUGGCGCAUCUCCGCGAAUGGACACCAAAGUGUCUAAGAUAACAACUUACCGCAACGUUGAUUCUGUUGAGCAAGAUGUGCUGGAAAUGUAUGGCUGCAUUACACCAAAGAACAAAAAAUCAACGUCACGCUUGCAACAUAAUGUGAACACGCCGGACGGUGUCAGAGGCGGUGGAAGUCCAUUCACAACCGUCACCUAUUCACCAAUAUCUGCUUCGUCCAAGAAAAAUGAUCCAAAUGUACCGAGCAAAGCUGGACAGGUCGUGUACACUUAUGGCAGUGCCAAGUUACUGAAACAAUUCCAAUGGUUACCAGGAUCAGCCACGACCGGCGAAAUCAACGAUUCCAUCCCGACGGUCGACGAUCAAGAUGAUGUAUCGUUGGGUGAUCGAAACAAGCGGAGUAUUGUCGGUGGUGGUAGCCGUGGGAAAGGUAUAAGCUUUGCAAUGAACGCGUCGAAGUUUGCUAACGAUGGAAGCAAAUACAUGUUUGACACGAGCUACGAUCGUGUGAUGAUCCUCGGUGAUCGCAUCUACGAGUGUGGCAAUGCCAUCUGUAAACGGUUGGCGGUAAAAACAAAGCAAUCAAAGAUGCAGAAACAGGAACAGGUCGAAGCCUCCAACAACGAGACCGAUUCUACACCUUUGGAAGCGUCUAAUAUUGUGAAAAAGGAACCUACGGAGGACGACGAAACCGGAAAUGAUGGGAUGGAAGAGGAGAAAUUCUGCAACUGGUUCGAUGGCGUUAAGGUACAUCAUGUGGACUAUCCUAGCUCGGAACCCGUUCGUGUACUGGGGAGAAUUGUUGCCGAAUCGUCCCUUAGUACCAGUGUCGCCACCUCGGUAAGUGCUGGUGGUCGUAAUCAGGCCAGCAAACUAGCAAUCGUAGAUUUCGAUGAGCAUACGCUGCGGUACACCAGGCUCGAUUUGAGUAAGGUAAAGGUCCCUUCGUGGUGGUCACUCUUUCCCGGACAAACCGUGCUGUUGGAAGGCAUAAAUCCGCGUGGAUUAAUGUUUUCCGUGAGCCAAAUACAUUGUGAGCGAACGCUGAUGCUUCCACGCACGCCAACAAGCCUGGACAAAACUCUGACGAUAGUGAUUGCGAGCGGUCCGUUUACGGAUAGAGACGAUUUACUGUACGAGAAGCUCUCCAAUCUGUUGGUCUACUGUUCGAACAAUCCACCGGAUGUGCUGAUCCUUACCGGACCUUUUGCCGAUGCCAACUGCAAGCUGUACGCGGAAGUUGCCGAAACGUUCGACGAAUAUUUCGAGAAAAUCAUCGGCACGAUCAUGAACACGGUCGGUGGGCAGACGGAGGUGUUUGUAGUCGCCAAUCAUGACGAUUUGGUGAGUUCCUUUGUGUAUCCCACCCCACCGUACAAGGUGGCAAGCUUCUACAAGAAUUUACACUUCCUGCCCGAUCCGUGCCUGUUCAGUAUCGAGGAUUUGGAAAUUGGAGUUACAACGGUUGACGUAAUAAAGCAGCUGAUCGAAAGUGAAUGUACUGCUGCGCAUGUAGCGAUGGGUUCGGCUGCAUCUGCCGGUGGCGAUAAAAUCAAGCGUGCGUACGGUCAUCUUUUUCAUCAGGCAUCGUUCUACCCGCUGAAUCCACCUUCGGAGGAUGUGCCGUUAGAUGUGGAUAUGCUCAAUGAGUUUGGCCGGUUGACCCGGGUACCAAAUGUAAUGAUUUGCCCAAGCGCUCUUAACCGAUAUGUGCGAGAAAUUAAUGGUUGUGUUUGCAUAAAUCCUGGCUUCGUCGAUGGCGGACUUGCUGCAGACGGUUCGUACGCAAGAUUGAUCCUUCAACCGCCAGAGAUUGAUAAUUCAACCGUCAUACAGCAGCAGAAAGAUAAUCCAUCUACCGGUUCUUCUACUACUACCCCGGGAACUUAUAUUGCUUGCCAAUUAGUGAAAACUUGA
Molecule: messenger RNA, 2190 nt
Organism: Anopheles marshallii
Lineage: Eukaryota; Metazoa; Arthropoda; Insecta; Diptera; Culicidae
Gene: DNApol-alpha73
Product: DNA polymerase alpha subunit B
Exons: 5
Coding region: 1-2190 (729 amino acids)
Biological process (GO): DNA replication; DNA replication initiation
Cellular component (GO): alpha DNA polymerase:primase complex
Molecular function (GO): DNA binding
Source: RefSeq, a predicted model, not a curated record